CCAUGCCAUUUCGACGUGUUAGUGGAAGAAUCGCGUGUUUGCGUGAGUAGCACAUGUGGACACGUAUUUGCUAUGUAAACUAGUAUCCUGACCUGCUGUUAUAUCAAGUGCGCGAAAACCCACGUUGUGGUAGACACGAUGGCGGGUAUUCGAGAUUCCGCCAAGCGGUGUUUUCCGCUGCAAGACAUCAAGUCGGUCGUGUCACUUUUUCGAACAGAGCUCACCGAGACCACGGAGCCCAGCCUGGCCAUGCUGUCCAUAGUGGCUGGCAUCAUCGAGAACGUUUUCACCAGCAAUCGCGGCGGCUCAUCUUCGUCUGACUCCUCCGAGCCGACCGGCCGCGCUACCGUCAACAGCAGUGGCAGCCCAGCAACAGCCGCGGUGGGCAUUGAACCCAUCUUCCCCGUGGUGGAACUGCCGAACGUGGAGGCGCUUUAUUGCAAGUUCGAAGCCCAGAUUAAGGGGUCCGUAGACCUAAGCGACUACAAGCCGGGGUACGCCACGCGGGGGUUAAUCAAAAAGGUCUCAGACAUCAUCUGGAGCUCACUGACAAGGUCCUACUACAAGGAAAAGGCGCACCUUCAGUCACUCUUCAGUUAUCUUACAGGAAACAAGUUGGACUGUUUUGGUGUGGCGGUUGCCGUGGUAGCAGCAUGCCAGAUUCUGGGCUAUGAGGACGUUCAUCUGGCACUGUCAGAGGAUCACGCCUGGGUGGUAUUUGGAGAGGACGGGACCGACACGGCCGAGGUCACAUGGCACGGCAAAGGGAAUGAGGACAAGAGGGGACAGUCCAUCAAGCUAGGCGUUGCUGAAGGAAGCUGGCUCUAUCUCAACGAUCACCCAGUAGUCUGUGACAGGAGGAUGGAGGUGGCUGCCCUAGUCUCGGCAAUUAAUCCCUCCAUUAAUUCUUCGCUUGACAGUAUUGAGCUGGCAUCCCUCCAGCAGGACCUGAUGUGGUUACUCUAUGAUCUUGGACAUCUUAAAAAGUACCCAAUGGCCCUCGGUAACCUUGGUGACUUGGAGAGUAUAGACCCGACACCGGGAAGGCCGUCAACCAUCGAGUUGUUCCAAGAAGCCAUAGCUGUAGGCCAGAAUGAGUACGAUAACCACCACGUGUACCCCUACACAUAUUUAGGAGGCCACCUGUACCGCAAGUAUGAGUAUAAGAGAGCCAUGGAGCAGUGGGCCGAAGCUGCUGGUGUAAUCAGUCGGUACAAUUACAACAGAGAAGAUGAGGAAGUAUACAAAGAGUUCAUGGAGAUAGCAAAUGAUCUGAUCCCGUACAUCCUCAAGACAGGCUCUGCUGGUGAUUCAGAGUCACCCAUGAAAGUCAUCAAUGACCCUGCAUGCUACGGCUACUUUCUGCGCUUCUAUGACGGCAUCUGCCUGUGGGAGGAGGGGAGCACCACCCCUGUCCUGCAUAUCACCUGGGCCAAGCGCUUCAUUGCCUCGCUGACGCGGUUCUCCGCUGACAUCCGGGAGCUGGUGGAGGUAGAGUCAGGUAGGUCCGGCAGGUUAAGCUCAGAGGUGGAAGCGCAGGGAGAAAACGGAAACCAGGAGGAGUCGAAACAGGUUAAGACUGAUGACAUCAAGGAGGAGGAGACAGAGACAAAAGAAGAGGCCACAGGAAAAGAGGCAGGCGAUAAGAAGAAGGAAGAUUUUAAUCAGAAUAUUGUUUCAAGAGGUAAGAGGCAGCAGAAAGCUGGACAACCUUCUGACAGCCAGGGACGGACUGAUACCAAGGGCAUUGACUCAGCAAGUGCCGCGGCGCCCUUUGUUGAUGCUUCCUGUAGUGACACCAUGCUCAGCUCAGAGACGGACUUUAAUGACUUCCUGAGCACGAGGAGCAACGGGAGCGCCUUCCCCGGCAUGACCAUGGAGUCAGUCAUGAAGGCCGAGAGCCCCGCUGAGAUGGCCUUCAGCCGCCGCUGGAAAUCGCAGAUGUCAGAGGAGGAGGAAGAGGAGGAAGAGGGCAAGGAUGUCAGGGAGGACCCAGACGGCCUCCACUCUGACAGUGAGGACUGCCCGGACUUGCCCGUCUGCCGGCCACCCAUGGCCCACAUCCUUCUCUACAGUGCCAAGAUGCUGGCUCUCAAGGAGAUCCUGACCACCUCAGGGAAGCUGAACAUGGCUGCUAUCCAGCUGCAGCUGACCGCCCAGUCCCAGGUGCACGUCAGCAAGAGGCCCCGCUCCAUCAGUGAAUACGAGGACUAUGGCAGUCUAAGACGGAGACCCCGACGGGAAUGAUGAGCUGUAACCAUAGAGAUGGGAGAACAAUAGGGAACAGAAAGUGAGCUAGAAAAAUGAUUUUUAAAACAGCAAAACAAACAAACGGGUUUGUAUUGAUACUGAAAUGUUGCUUUUGUGACCAGAACUGAACAAAAUGAGUCAUGUUAGUUUUGAUAAGCUCCCCUGAGGUACCCGGUAUGGCUUGCACAGUGUAAAGCACACCGUGUAGUUUAUAUUGUCCAGUGCUCAUUUUUAAUAAACGAGACAAAUCUGGGUGUUAAAAAAUGACUCAUUUUGUCUGGAUCUGAUCGCAUUUGAUCCAGCCAUUGAGAUGUACAGGUGUAGCCAUUGAGAUGUACAGGUGUUAAUCCCUUAUGCUUUGUGUAUGACUUAACACACCAGAUAAGAGUGUGUUUAUUUUAUAGCCCUGUUAUUGCCAUCUUAUGUGUAAAAAGUAUGUUUACCAAAGAUAUGUUGUAUUUGGUAGUUGGAAGUGACCGAAAUGUUGAGUCAUUGAGAGAAAAUGACAGGCAGGGGUUUAUCUAGUAUUUUUCUGACUAUUGUUUUCAAAUCCUACCAUUUUAUUGUGUACCAUAGUUGUUGCCUCUGCAAACGCUAUGUGCUCUUGCAUGGCAAAAUUAGGUUUUAGCUGAGACUGAAUUAAUCGUAUGACAAACCUUCCCUUUUUUUCUCACUAGAGAAAUAAACUAGAAAGAGUUUCCAAGUUGUUUGUGUAAAAGGAUAAAGCUCAAGGCAUGUGUCGUUCGUUGGUGAGAAUGAAGGUGUCAUUCUUACCCACAAAUGGUGCAUACCAAGGGUAUUACGCGCCAUGACCUCUACUUGUGACCUCAGUUUAUUGUUUCCACCACUCCAUUAUUUUGAACAAAUAGAGUGACGUCCUUAAAUAGAAAGACAAGAUUUAUUGUAAGAUCAAAAUGCUGCAGUCAUUUGUAACCCUUGUACAGCAAAGCAGCAUUUAUUCACUAGGGGGAUGUUGUGCCAGCGUGGUGUGCAGUCAGAGUGACAAAGACAGUGACAGUGACAUGUUUACCUUGAGCAGAAGCACCCCUCGUCAGUUGAAAAGAGCCCCAUUGGUGGGGAGUGUUCAUUUUGUGGGUAGUGACAUGACCAUAAUGCGUUCAUUUCAUAGUCAUUUGUGAAUCAGCGAAGUGCAGUUCUCAACAAAUGAGCUUCCAUUGCUAGGAAAUGGUGGCUUCUCUUAGUCCUAAGUGAGGGAGAUUGUUAACCCACAAUAUAUUUGGUAAAAAAAACCAAAACAGUGACAGUACUGAUGAUUCAGUGGCUGAUGUGUUGGCAUUGGAACACGCAUCCUAAGCAAGAUUAGAAAAUUGUACUUGCCAGCCCAUAGUUUUUGAUAUUAUGUGAUGAGCUCUAUGCUGACAACAGCACUUGCUCUCCAAGAAAAAGUCAUCAAAUCUGAUUGUUUUGAGAGCUCUGGGUGGAGAUUAGGAGACAGUAAGAAUGAGUAUGAGAAGGUUAACUGUAGCAAUGACUUUAUUUCCUGGAAAUAACUAUUGUUUUUCAUGAGGGUUCCUUCACUAAAGUACUGUUAUUCCUUCAAUUUCACUCGGCCAAAUUAAAUUUAAAAUUCUUCAGGAAAAAAAUGAGCAAUUGAAAAUAGUCAGAGUUGGCCACUGCACAGUUGGCAAACCGAUUACAUUUUUCAUAGCUAGGACACAUACAUUGUGGCAUUAAUGAAAAAAAAAUUUGGAAUGCCUAAUUGCUGGAAUCAUUAUUCUCAAAUUGUUUGUCGGAUUCUGCAAGGGGUUUGAUACAAGCAAUGCUUCUUGUCAUGAUUAUUAACUGUUUAAAAUUUGCAUUGAAUGCUCGAGCCAAGAAAAGCUGUAUCCAAAAAAAAAAGAGUAAAAAUUGCUAGUCAUUGUAUGUUAAGUUUUCCAGUUCUUCUGUUCAAGGACUGCUAUUUUGCCAUUGUUCAAGUUUUGGUUCUAUUGUCAAAUACAGUGUAUUGAAGAAGAGAUGUCUUCAUUGCUCCAUUUGGGCCAAAUAAUGGGAGGGGGCAAAAAAUAAUGUGAUGUCACAGGUGGAGGUUAACUAGUGAUAUUGAGUCCAAAACAUUCCAGUUGAAAAUGGCUCUUUGGUGAAGAAAAACGUGUUACUAAUUGUUGAUUUUUUCACCAUUUACCAAAAAUGUUCCAAUAUGGAUACAUGUAUAUUUUGUAAAUUGAAUAUUUAAACCGAAUUUGUGGGAAAGAUUUUUUUUUAAAGAUAGAACAUGAAAUGUGUCACUCAUCUCUACAAGGUUUAUGGUCAUCAAGUUGGUUGGAAAACCAAGUCCGGUAAAAUGUCAAAUUAUUUAUAUAUUUUUCCCUUUUAAAUUCUCCCACCGUUUGUUAUGUCUUAGUCACAGAUUGUCAGCACAAAAGUUUACUCUAAAAGUGCACGGAAUACGUCAAAUGUGAAGUUUAAAAGAAGUUUAAUGCCAAAACAAUAUUAGUUUCAAAGAAUGUUCAGACUUUUGGGCAAAACCUAUUGAACUUAAAAAAUCUCAAAGCAGGUCAUAAUGAUAGACUCUCUGAAAAAGUUUGACUUGUGACUUGCUUUCCCAAAUAGAUGAUACAUGUACUAAGAAUAAUAUUCAAUCAAAGAGAUUGCGCCACAAGCCGUCAUGAUAUUUUGAGUUAAAUCAUUGAACUGAUGAAGUUGUUCUUGUCUGGGGAGCCAUGUACAUGUAGAAAUGAAGCAGCUGAUAUAUUAGGACAUUACUUCCCGCUCCUACAUGUAAAUGUACUUUGUAAGUGAUGUUUCCUCUACAAGAUUUUGCCAGCUUGAGCACAGGAGACCCAGAAGUCAUGCCAAAACUGACACAAUUUUUGUGGAAUUUGAACUAAAACUGAGAAUUGUUGCUCAGUUAUUUGACACAAAUGUAUUUAAUCAUUUUGUAGCGCGUGCAGCUUACAUGUGUGUUGAUAAAAUGUUUAAGGCAGUUCACUUUUUUAAACAAAAUUAACUGUUUCUGAGAUGUACUUCAUUUUUCUUUGCUAUAAUUGAUUACUCUCAGUCUUAUUUUUACACCAGCUUUUCUUACAAUAAAUCUUCUGGGAGUUAAAUUUGAAUAAAAGCUGGUACACUGACUUCUUUAAAUUCACAUGAACAUAAUCUGAAUUACUAUAUCAUGAUUCAGGGAAAGCUUUUGCUUAGUCACAUAAGAGACGCCUUGCACCAAUACAAUUUGCAAUAAUACACAUAUAAGAAGGGCACA
Molecule: messenger RNA, 5470 nt
Organism: Acanthaster planci (crown-of-thorns starfish)
Lineage: Eukaryota; Metazoa; Echinodermata; Asteroidea; Valvatida; Acanthasteridae
Product: menin-like
Biological process (GO): negative regulation of cell cycle; regulation of transcription by RNA polymerase II; negative regulation of cell population proliferation
Cellular component (GO): histone methyltransferase complex; chromatin; nucleus
Molecular function (GO): Y-form DNA binding; transcription cis-regulatory region binding; chromatin binding
Source: RefSeq, a predicted model, not a curated record